Myotis myotis is the source of this 2622-nucleotide messenger RNA. RefSeq names its product hydroxysteroid 17-beta dehydrogenase 4 (gene HSD17B4). Lineage: Eukaryota; Metazoa; Chordata; Mammalia; Chiroptera; Vespertilionidae. The record is from RefSeq and is a predicted model, not a curated record. The coding region runs from base 133 to 2346 and encodes 737 amino acids. Gene Ontology annotation, molecular function: oxidoreductase activity. The transcript is spliced from 24 exons.
CGGCGUCCGUCUCCUUCCCAGAAACUGGCAGGUCACUCGCACCCGCCUCCUCUUUGCCCGUCUCUUCCCUGUCCCGCAGUCUGAGCUCCGGAGGUUCUGCUUGUGUCUGUGUGUGUCUUGCAGGUUGGACUCAUGGCCUCGCCGCUGAGAUUCGACGGGCGGGUGGUUCUGGUCACCGGCGCAGGGGGAGGGCUGGGCCGAGCCUAUGCUCUGGCUUUUGCAGAAAGAGGUGCAUCAGUUGUUGUGAAUGAUUUAGGAGGGGACUUCAAGGGAGUUGGUAAAGGCUCCUUAGCUGCCGAUAAGGUUGUUGAAGAAAUAAGAAAGAAAGGUGGAAAGGCAGUGGCCAACUAUGAUUCAGUGGAAGCAGGAGAGAAGCUUGUGAAGACAGCACUGGAUGCUUUUGGAAGAAUAGAUGUUGUGGUUAACAAUGCUGGAAUUCUGAGGGAUCGUUCCUUUAGUAGAAUAAGUGAUGAAGACUGGGAUUUAAUCCAUAAAGUUCAUUUGCGGGGCUCAUUCCAAGUGACCCGGGCAGCAUGGGAUCACAUGAAGAAACAGAAAUUUGGAAGGAUAAUUAUGACUUCAUCGGCUUCAGGAAUAUAUGGCAACUUUGGCCAGGCAAAUUAUAGUGCUGCAAAGCUGGGUCUUCUGGGCCUUGCAAAUACUCUUGCAAUUGAAGGCCAGAAAAACAACAUUCAUUGUAAUACUAUUGCCCCUACUGCUGGAUCACGGCUGACCAAGACUGUCAUGCCUGAAGAUAUUCUGGAAGCACUGAAGCCAGAUUACGUGGCACCCCUGGUCCUUUGGCUGUGCCAUGAGAGUUGUGAGGAAAACGGUGGCUUGUUUGAGGUUGGAGCAGGAUGGAUUGGAAAAUUGCGCUGGGAGCGGAGCCUUGGGGCAAUUGUAAGACAGAGGAAUCAGCCGAUGACUCCUGAGGCAGUGAAGGCUAACUGGAGAAAGAUCUGUGACUUUGAAAAUGCCAGCAAGCCUCAGAGAAUUGAAGAAUCAACUGGCAGUAUAAUCGGAGUUCUAAGUAAAAUAGAUUCAGAUGGAGGAGUUUCAGCAAAUCAUACCAGCCAUGCGGCAUCAUCAAAAGCCACCUCAGGAUCUGGUGAAGCUGUUGGCCACAAGCUUCCUUCAUUUUCUUCUGCCUACACGGAACUGGAAACUAUUAUGUAUGCUCUCGGAGUGGGAGCAUCGGUCAAGGAACCAAAGGAUUUGAAGUUUAUUUAUGAAGGACAUUCUGACUUCUCCUGUUUGCCUACCUUUGGAGUUGUUAUAGCUCAGAAAUCUGUAAUGAGUGGAGACUUAGUAGAGAUUCCUGGGCUUUCAAUUGACUUAGCAAAGAUUCUUCAUGGGGAGCAGUACUUGGAGUUGUAUAAACCACUUCCCAGAACAGGAACAUUAAGGAAUGAAACAGUUGUUGCUGAUGUCUUAGAUAAAGGAUCCGGUUUAGUAAUUCUUAUCGAUGUCUAUUCUUAUUCUGGGAAGGAACUUAUAUGUUAUAAUCAGUUCUCCCUAUUCCUUGUUGGCUCUGGAGGCAUUGGUGGAAAACGGACUUCAGAUAAAGUCAAGGAAGCUGUAGCCAUACCUAAUAGACAUCCUGAUGCUGUACUUACAGACACCACCUCACUUAAUCAGGCUGCUCUGUACCGCCUCAGUGGUGACUGGAAUCCAUUACAUAUUGAUCCUAACUUUGCUGGUUUAGCAGGUUUCAACAAGCCCAUAUUACAUGGAUUAUGUACAUUUGGAUUUUCUGCCAGGCAUGUUUUGCAGCAGUUUGCAGACAGUGACGUGUCAAGAUUUAAGGCAAUUAAGGCUCGUUUUGCAAAACCAGUAUAUCCAGGACAAACUCUAAAAACUGAGAUGUGGAAGGAAGGAAAUAGAAUUCAUUUCCAAACCAAGGCCCAAGAAACUGGAAACAUCGUCAUUUCAAAUGCAUAUGUGGAUCUUGUGCCAACAUCUGAUGUUUUAGCUAAGACACCUUCUGAGGGUGAGGAGCUUCAGAGUAGCUUGGUAUUUGAGGAAAUAGGCCGUCGUCUUAAGGAUGUUGGGCACGAGGUGGUGAAGAAAGUAAAUGCUGUAUUUGAGUGGCACAUCACUAAAGAUGGGAGUGUUGCAGCCAAGUGGACUGUUGACCUAAAAAAUGGUACAGGAAAAGUGUAUCAAGGCCCUGCAAAAGGCUCUGCUGAUGUAACAAUCACACUUUCAGAUGAAGAUUUCAUUGGUGUAGUCCUGGGCAAGAUUGACCCUCAGAAGGCAUUCUUCAGUGGCAGACUGAAGGCCAAAGGGAACAUCAUGCUGAGCCUGAAGCUUCAGACGAUUUUUAAAGACUAUGCCAAGCUCUGAAGGACAUGCUCCAUUGUUAACAAAAGAAGAACUCUCUCUCCACCUUAAUACACAAAACUGAUUCAGCAAAAGUGAUCAAAACUAAGAUGCAGGAGAAAUUGCUUAACAUUUUCAGAUUUCAGAUAACUUUUCAGAUUUUCAUUUUCUACUAAUUUUUCAUGUUAUCAUUAUUUUUACAAGGGACUGUAAAAUAGCACAUAAUUAUCCUUCCUAGACCUUAUCUUCAUAAUAAAAAAUUUUCAUUAAAGUCUAGUAUCCUUAGAAUUGUUAAUAGCA